GUAAACUACAAAUUCAACAAACAUGUUUUAGACCGGGAGUAUGUGAGUGUUAGGACAGAGAUGUCGUCUGUCCUAUCUCUCGAGUCCCUCUGCCUAGCAGAUAAUGACAGUCCAUCCUCUGCAGAAGACCUAGACCUGGAGGAUAAGUGGGAUACAGACCUGGAGGUUGAUGAGGUGAAAAAGACCAGUAAAGACACAUCGACUGCUGAGAUAUACCUGCAGGCCUGCAAGCUGGUCGGGGUGGUUCCUGUCUCCUACUUCCUCCGGAACCUAGGCACCUCCACCAUGAACCUCAACCACCAUGGCCUGGGACCUCCAGGGGGCAAGGCACUAGCCAUCGCCCUGGUGACUGACAUGCACAUCACCAACCUGGAGUUGGCAGACAACUACCUGCUGGCUGAGGGAGCCAGAUACCUUCUAGAGAUGUUAAAGGCAAAUUUCACCAUUCAGCAUCUGGAUUUGUCCAACAAUCACCUACAGUCUGAAGGGGCUGAGUGCAUUACAAAAAUGUUGCUCGAUAACAUUUCCAUCAAAUCCAUCAAACUUUCAGGGAAUGGAUUCAUAGAGGACGAUGCUAAAAGUUUUGCAGAUGCCCUGGCAAGCAACUAUAGAGUGAAGGAGCUGGACUUGAGCCACAAUCAGUUCUGUGGGAGAGGUGGGGAGCAUCUGGGUCAGAUGUUAGCAAACAAUGAAGCUCUGGAGGUACUAGACUUGAGCUGGAACCAUCUGAGAAUGAAAGGAGCUGUGGCUUUCUGUGCCGGCCUCAAGGUGAAUGUGACCCUGAAACACCUGGACCUGUCCUGGAAUGGCUUUGGGAAUGAGGGGGCCUUGGCUUUAGGAGAGGCACUGAAAUUCAACAACACUCUGGUGUACCUGGACCUCAACAACAACCGCAUCACCAACGAGGGGGUGGGCAUGCUGUGCAAGGGGCUGGAGGCCAACGACACUCUCAGAGCACUGAUGCUGGCUUAUAACUCUCUGACAGUGGAGGGGGCGCUGGCUCUUGUUACUGUGGUCAAGAACACCCCCAAAACUGCUCUGGAGGAGAUCAACAUAUCUAAUGUGUUGGUGAAUGAGAACUUUGUGCAGCUGCUGGAUCUGACAUGCCAGGAGCAUCCCUCUCUAGAGGUGCAGUAUGCAGGGGUUGGGGGCUUUAUUGCUAAGAAACCACCCAAACGCCUUGACCCAAUGAAAGUAAUCCAGGAUUAUCUGGAUGAACGGAAGCUGCGUCUUUGGGACUUCUUUCGGAAAAUCGAUAAAGAUGGGACAAUGCGAGUGCCUGUGGCAGACUUCAGGAAGGCUGUGCAGCAAUCCAACAUCCCCUUGGAUCGAUACCAGAUUGAGGAAUUGAUUCAGAGACUGGAUCGUGAAAGGACAGGGAUGGUAGACUACAGGGGCCUGGCCGACACCAGGAAGCAGAUGAUGCGGGACCACCGGCGGCAGCUGCGUAAGGUGGAGUCCCGUCAGAAGAAAGAGAAGCAGAAGAGCGAGCGCAUCCUGAAGACCUUCCAGAGCGCCGUGGAGGCCAACACCCCCCGCAGCUCCAUGGUUAUGUCCCCAGGGGGCACAAAGGAGGACUCCAGUGGCCCCCAGCACUUCUCUGCCACCCCACUCAGCUCCUGGCACCACAUUGUCAUGUCCAACAGCAGCCGCUACUCUGUCACAAACCUGAGUAGUGAGCACAUCCACCUCCCCAUGCUAGGGGGCAGCACCCACCAACGGCCCACCAGUUCCCCCACCAUGCGUUCCUACUCCCAGCCCAACCUGAUGGAUGACUCCCAACGAUAGCCCCAAUCCAAACCCUCCUCGGCCCAGGGGAUGCUCUCUGAAUCCACCCCUGAUGUUGACCACACCAAGCUGAGCCCCACUGCCAACCACCUGACCAGGUCCAGUCCAGCACUGAACUCCAAGCAGCCAGACACUAAAACCAAAAUCACCAAAGUGAAGAAAAAAAAGAAACGCGUGGAUAAAACUCCACAUGAACAGAAUCAAACACAAUCAUCAAAGUGACUGCUGCUGCUGUGUCUUACUAUGCAGUAACCGCUCCACUGACCCAU
This is a messenger RNA of Oncorhynchus masou masou (cherry salmon), 2057 nucleotides long. RefSeq names its product leucine-rich repeat-containing protein 74A. Gene Ontology annotation, molecular function: protein binding; calcium ion binding. NCBI's taxonomy places the organism in Eukaryota, Metazoa, Chordata, Actinopteri, Salmoniformes, Salmonidae. The transcript has 13 exons. The record is from RefSeq and is a predicted model, not a curated record.